GAGAUCUGUGCAAGAACCUUCUUCAGAAUCACUGCACCAUUAGUAAAUAAACGAAAGGAGUAUUCAGAGAGAAGAAUUAUAGGGUACUCAAUGCAAGAAAUGUAUGAUGUUGUAUCAGGAAUGGAGGAUUAUAAGCAUUUCGUCCCUUGGUGUAAAAAAUCAGAUAUAAUAUCGAGGAGAUCUGGAUAUUGUAAAACCCGAUUAGAAAUUGGGUUUCCACCUGUUUUGGAGUGAUACACAUCAAUAGUAACCUUGGUAAAACCGCAUUUGGUAAAGGCAUCUUGUACUGAUGGGAAACUUUUCAAUCAUUUGGAGACUAUUUGGCGUUUUAGCCCAGGUCUUCCUGGCUAUCCAAGAACUUGUACCUUGGAUUUUUCAAUUUCUUUUGAAUUCCGCUCCCUUCUGCACUCUCAGCUCGCUACAUUGUUCUUCGAUGAAGUCGUGAAACAAAUGGUAGCGGCCUUUGAAAGAAGAGCAUGUAAACUCUAUGGUCCAGAGACAAACAUUCCUCGGGAAUUAAUGCUUCAUGAAGUUCACCACACCUAAGAGGAAAAUAAGAGCUGCCUCCACCUACUCUUGGCUAGUUUGUUCACUUUCAGGUAGUCCUUUCGCCAUCCAUUGAGAAGCCAGAAAGCAUUUGUUAAACC
Molecule: messenger RNA, 647 nt
Organism: Grammomys surdaster
Lineage: Eukaryota; Metazoa; Chordata; Mammalia; Rodentia; Muridae
Product: coenzyme Q-binding protein COQ10 homolog B, mitochondrial-like
Exons: 1
Biological process (GO): ubiquinone biosynthetic process; cellular respiration
Cellular component (GO): mitochondrion
Molecular function (GO): ubiquinone binding
Source: RefSeq, a predicted model, not a curated record